Molecule: messenger RNA, 777 nt
Organism: Beta vulgaris subsp. vulgaris (sugar beet)
Lineage: Eukaryota; Viridiplantae; Streptophyta; Magnoliopsida; Caryophyllales; Amaranthaceae
Exons: 1
Coding region: 1-777 (258 amino acids)
Source: RefSeq, a predicted model, not a curated record
AUGAAGUCUAGGGAGGAAAGGGAUAAUAUCUUGUUUUCAGGGCCUCACUUGUUUUUUGGUAAAGCUAUGAUAGUUAAACAACGGAGUGCCAGUUUUAACUUUCAUGAGGAAGUGCUAAAGGUAAUCCCUAUUUGGGUAAAGAUGCCUAAUCUCCCUUUGAACUGCUGGGGAGAAGACUCUUUGAGCAGAAUAGGUAGUGUUCUCGGAGUCCCACUUUAUGCGGAUGAAUGCACCAGUCAAAAUUUGAGAAUCUCUUAUGCUAGACUGUUGAUUGAGAUGGAUGUUACUCAGGAAAUACCUAAAGUGGUGGCAGUUGAAGAUCAUAAUGGCAUUGUUUUCAAACAAAAACUUGAGUAUGAUUGGGUCCCUACAUUCUGUAAAAAAUGUCAGGUAGUGGGUCAUACUUGUGGAGGAAAAAACGUUGUUGAUAGCAGAGUUGUGCAAAAGUGGAUACCUAAGAAGGUCUUGCCUGCUGAGAAAGUAGAUGAUCAGCUUCCCCCCACAAUGGUAGCAGCUGUAGAACAAGUAGGGGAGGAAAUGGUGCCAGCUCAGACAGUGGAGGUUACUGAGGUAACAGAAGAGCCUAUAGUUACUCCUCUUAACACCCGUGUUAACAAUCCUGUUGCAGAUGAAGGAGAAUGGAGACUGGUUACAAGAAAGACAAAAGAUAAAGGUAAACAGGUGUAUACUCAGAGUGGUAUGCAGCUGCAUUUUGGGUCAGGUUUACCUGGGAGCUGUCCUGGGGGUGCUAGGGGACCUAAUCCCUAUUUGUCUUAA